Molecule: messenger RNA, 1380 nt
Organism: Entamoeba nuttalli P19
Lineage: Eukaryota; Evosea; Mastigamoebida; Endamoebidae
Exons: 1
Coding region: 1-1380 (459 amino acids)
Biological process (GO): protein ubiquitination
Cellular component (GO): Cul4A-RING E3 ubiquitin ligase complex; membrane
Source: RefSeq, a predicted model, not a curated record
AUGGACUCAACAUUUGUGUUUGAUUGGAAGUUGAUUGUUGGAUCUAUCGGUUCAUUAUUUUUUGCAGUGUUAUGUGCUGGUUCAGGUAUUGGAGGUGGUUGUUUUUAUUUAGUAAUUUUUGUAUUAAUUCUUCAAAUGGAUCCUCAUCAAGCUAUUCCUUUGUCUAAAAUUACUACAUUUGGGGUUGCUUGUGGUGGAUUUCUAAUUCUUUGGAUGAAAAGACAUCCAAAUGUUCGUUAUAAACCAUUGAUUAGUUAUCCAACUGCUUUGAUGGUUGAACCAUUAACAAUUUAUGGAACUAUGAUUGGGGUAAUAUUCAAUAUUAUUUCUCCUAGUUGGUUAAUUAUUAUUGUGUUAGUUCUUUUACUUGGAUUCACUUCUUAUAAAACAUUCGCUAAAGCUAUUAAACAAUGGAAAAAUGAAAAUGAAAAAAGAGAUGCUGCUAAAGCUACUGAACUUGUUGAAACAUCAAAACCAGAUAUUGCUGAUAAUGAUAACGAUGAUAUGAAACCAUCAGAAAAUGGAAAUAAUGCUGUUAUUGUAGAUGAAAGAGUCCAAGAAGAAGAAGAAGGACAAGGAAGUGGACCCAAAUUAUUGCCUCAAGACGAGAGUCAAGAAGCACAAAAAGAAGCUAAAAAAAUAGAAGAGAAAACAUUAUUAAAGAGAGAAAUAAUAAAAGCAAUUUUGUCAGUUGGAAUAUUAAUUGUUGUUUGGGCAGUUAUGUUCUUUAUUGUUAUUCUUAAAGGAGGAGAAAAAAUGGAUAGUAUUGUUGGAAUUGAAUGUGGAACACCUUGGUAUUGGGUUUUAACUGCAAUUGGAGGACCAUUAAUGUUAGCUGUGACUAUUGUCGUUGGAAUAUUCUUAUGGUGGAGACAACGUGGAGAAGAAGUUCAAGGAGAAGUUCAAUGGACAGUAAAGAAUUGUUUAAUUAUUCCAAUUGGUGCAUUCUUUGCUGGAGUUAGUGCUGCAUACCUUGGCAUUGGUGGUGGUAUGGUAAUUGGACCAAUAUUACUUGAAAUUGGAGUUCUUCCACAAGUAGCAACUGCAACAUCUGCAUUUAUGAUUAUGUUUACUGCAUCAUCUUCUUCAUUACAAUAUAUUAUUGAUGGAAAGUUAGAUAUAUUUUAUGGACUAUGGUAUUUUGCUAUUGGAUUUAUUGGAGCAGCAUUUGGUCAAUUUGGAUUCUCUAAAAUUGUCCAAAAAUUAAAUCGUCAAAGUAUUAUUGGAUUCUUCCUUGGAGUACUUAUUGUGUUAUCAACUCUUGCUAUGAUUGCUAUCACUGUAGUUCAAUUAGUUAGUGAUGUGAAGAAUGAUAAUCUUGGAUUUAAGCAUUUGUGUAAAGUAGCUGUGGAUUAUUUCUCUUCUUCUUCUGAGCUUUAA